Messenger RNA from Orcinus orca (killer whale), 866 nucleotides. Its product is annotated as histone H2A type 1-like. The record is from RefSeq and is a predicted model, not a curated record. Gene Ontology annotation, cellular component: nucleosome. The transcript has a single exon. NCBI's taxonomy places the organism in Eukaryota, Metazoa, Chordata, Mammalia, Artiodactyla, Delphinidae. Bases 7 to 402 code for a protein of 131 amino acids. Gene Ontology annotation, molecular function: protein heterodimerization activity; structural constituent of chromatin; DNA binding.
GGUUUCAUGAUGUCUGGACGAGGCAAGCAAGGCGGGAAAGCUCGCGCCAAGGCCAAGACUCGCUCUUCACGGGCGGGGCUGCAGUUUCCUGUGGGCCGAGUGCACCGCCUGCUCCGCAGGGGCAACUACGCCGAGCGUGUCGGGGCCGGCGCCCCGGUGUACCUGGCGGCGGUGCUGGAGUACCUGACCGCGGAGAUCCUGGAGCUGGCGGGCAACGCGGCUCGCGACAACAAGAAGACGCGUAUCAUUCCGCGUCAUCUGCAGCUGGCCAUCCGUAACGACGAGGAGCUCAACAAGCUGCUCGGCAAAGUCACCAUCGCUCAGGGUGGCGUACUGCCCAAUAUCCAGGCCGUGCUGCUGCCCAAAAAGACCGAGAGCCACCACAAGGCCAAGGGCAAGUAAUUGCCUAGAUUAUAGCAGCUCGGAUAAAUUCAAACCAAAGGCUCUUCUCAGGGCCACCCAUAUUUUCUGUAAAAGAGUUUUAACAUUUGUUACGUUGGACGAUGAAAAGGGGUAGUGAGAUUUAAUAAAAGCCUGAGUCACUUUCCCAUCCUCUGCUUUGUUGAAAGCAAAGUAAGAAAAACUUUAUCACGUUUUAAAGAAAGUUCGCUGCAGUGAUUAUCUACGGACUUAGGACUUUAUCGCUAAUCCUUAAUAAGUGUGCGUCCACGGGUGACCAUUAGCGUCAGUUUCUGAAAUAUUUUGGUACAAAAGAAGCACUACCCUGACUCGAAUUUAGCAGACGGUGCAGCAAGGGCCUGACCAGGCGGCCUGCGGCAGCGUGCCGGCCACGGGCGGCGUGAAGAAGCCGCACCGCUACCUGCCCGGCACGGUGGCCCUGCGCGAGAUCCGCCGCUACCAGAAGU